AUGAAGUCGCUGAACCGCUCGACUCCGCUGGUUCGUAUUAGUAUGUCCAAGGGAGGACAGCUGCCUGUGUACAUGUUUGAUGCAAUGGUGUCUUCGUCUAUCGAGUCGGGAUCAAUUAAUCCUUUCUCAGCCCUUGUGACUAUCCGUCGUAUAGAAUUCGUCACGUCGUCUCGUGAAGUAUAUGGAAAACAGAUGUUAAGAACUGCUUUAGUAUUGUUUCGAGUCAGCUUUUCAGCCUUUUCAGCCACUUCAAUGACAUCUGGCGGUAGUAACGACCGGUUGCCAAUGACUCUAAUUCGUAGUCCGUACUGGUCGGCAAGGUCACCAUUCUCACACACCUGGAUCAGUUUGUCCUUGACGAUUUUCAUUAAUGCAUCGACCUCAUAUGCUGGUCUUUUAAAGUUCUCAAUGGAAAAUGCAAAUACCGUAACUGCCUGUACACCCAGCUCAUAA
Molecule: messenger RNA, 453 nt
Organism: Sugiyamaella lignohabitans
Lineage: Eukaryota; Fungi; Ascomycota; Dipodascomycetes; Dipodascales; Trichomonascaceae
Exons: 1
Coding region: 1-453 (150 amino acids)
Source: RefSeq, a predicted model, not a curated record